CCAGAGGUCUGCGCUGCUCAGCACUUAAAAUGCCUGGACUACUUGUAAUGUCACUUUUCCUGCUAUAGGCACAAAGCAUUUGACUAGGACAUAAAAAUGCUCAACAACAAAACCCCCAGCCUUAGCAAAAGAGGAGCAAUAUGGGGUUUGUACAUCCUCUUGCUUUACACCAGCCCUUUCUCCUGUUUUGCAAAUUUCAGCCAAGCAAAAGAGCUCCUCUAUAAGAUAAAGGAGGGAUUACCCAGAGGGACCUUCAUAGGGGCCAUUGGAGUAGACUUAAAUUUGGAUUUCACUGUUGAUCCCCCCUUUUUAUUCAAUCUGCCUCAAAAGAAGGUCAGUGAACAGUAUGUGAACCUCAAUAAUACCACAGGGGAGCUUUAUACAUCUGCUACGGAGAUUGACAGGGAGACCCUCUGCCCUGAUACCUCAGAGGGACAGGGAUGUUUCCUCUCGCUGGAUGUGUUUGUGUUGCCUCAGCAGUAUUUUCAGCUAGUUAAAGUUAAGAUCUCCAUUGAGGAUGUAAACGACAACAGGCCAAGGUUCCCUGUGGAGGAGAUUUGUGUGUCUGUUCCAGAAAACGCACCUAUUAAUGCUCGUUAUGCAGUGGAGCAGUCAGCAUUUGACCCAGAUCUAGGUCUUCAUGGAGUGCAGACCUACUGGCUGGUUAACGACUUUGGCAUGUUCACGCUGGAUGUUGAGGAGAAUGAGGGAGGUGAGCUGACACCCUUUCUUAUUGUGAUAGAAGCCCUGGACAGAGAGUCACAGGCUGAGUACAUAACAGAUAUCAUUGCAGAGGAUGGAGGGACUCCUCCUCUUCUUGGUACAGCUACUUUGAAAAUAGUUAUCACUGAUGUGAAUGAUAACUGUCCACAGUUCACAGAGUCACAAAUUAAUGUCACUCUCUAUGGGAAUACUACCAAAGGGGCACAUUUGGCACGUCUGCAUGCUUUUGACCCUGACCUCGGUUCUAAUGCCCAGAUCAACUAUGCUUAUAGUGAACGCGUGCCAAGGGACACCAGGAGCUUGUUCCAUUUGGACAAAAUCACAGGAGUGAUCAAACUAGCAGGGAAAAUAGACACUGGCACAACCAAAUUUUACAAACUCACCGUCCUGGCCAAUGGUCCUGGUUGUAUACCAGCCGUUGCCACUGUUGCUGUCCAUAUCAUCAAAGUUGUUACAGGCCCACCUGCUGUAAUACCACGGUACAUCGCAGCUGAAAAAGAUGGAGUGGUGACAAUCAAAGAGUCUGAGCCACCGUUUUCUCCAAUUGCUUUUUUUACUAUCAAGAACACAGAUAUAAAUCAAAGGGUGGACUGUCAUUUGGAGGGGUCUGGACCAUUCAGGCUAGGCCCCUACAAGCUUUUCAAAAAUGAGUACCUACUAGAGACCACUGAGCCCUUGGACUAUGAAAAGAUACAAGAGUAUGAGCUAAUAGUGGUUGCCACCAACACCCGAGGACUUGUCAUCAAGACCUUCCUCAAGGUGCAGGUGUUGGAUGAGAAUGAUAAUGCACCAGUGUUUCAACAGUCCUUGGUGGAAGUAUCUGUAGAGGAGAACAAUACUCCAAAUACCUUCCUAGCCCAAUUACAAGCUACAGACCAGGACAGUGAGAGUCGUGGGGAAGUCCUCUAUCUUCUGGGAGGUGACGCCCCUGGCAUCUUUUUUGUAGACCGUGUGACAGGUGUCCUGACUGUGACUACUUCACUGGACCGUGAGGAGAAAGAGACAUACCGGUUCAUAGUGAGGGCAGUGGACCAGGGAACACCCAGGAGGGAGUCCAUUGCUACGGUGGUGGUGACAGUUCAAGACCACAAUGACAACAGUCCACGUUUCAUCAACAAGGACUUCACUUUCUUUGUGCCAGAGAACUUCCCGGGGUAUGGUGAGAUUGGGGUCCUCUCUGUGACAGAUGCUGAUGCUGGGGAAAAUGGCUGGGUGGCACUUUCCAUCAUCAACGGCAGUGAUAUCUUCAUGAUAGACACAGGCCGUGGUGCACUAAGGGCCAAGACAUCAUUGGACCGUGAGCAGCAGGGGACGUACCAGCUGUGGAUCGAGGCAGUCGACGGUGGCGAGCCUGCACUCUCCUGUGUUACCAUGGUGACCGUGCUGUUAUUGGAUGUUAAUGACAACCCACCAAUUGUCCUUUUCCCCCAGUCCAAUCAAUCAUACAUGCUAGUGCUACCAAGUACACUACCAGGAACAUCCAUCACAGAGGUGUACGCUGUGGAUAAGGACACUGGCAUGAAUGCUGUAAUCGCCUAUAGCAUCAUUAAGAGGAAAGGUGGUGAACCAGGGUCAUUUGCCAUUGACCCUGAAACAGGAAACAUCACAUUAAAGAGGGAGCUCAGUAACCGGGGCCUCUACAGCCUUCUAGUGAAGGUCAGUGAUCACGGUCAGCCAGAGCCCCUUCACUCAACAGUCAUGGUUAACUUCUUUGUCAAUGAAACAGUUAGCAAUGAGAGCUACAUCCAGAGUCUGCUGACCAGAGAGGCUGACAUUGAGGUCGAGGAGAGGCCCUGGUACAUUGGUCAGCUGACUGAGAGGCAUGAGAGAUACGAGCUGUUCCCCUGUCAGCCUGUCCUCAUUGGUCUCUCUGUCAUCUGUCUGGGGCUGUUCUUCUUAGUUAUUACACUGACAUCUUACAUGUGCUGUAAGAGGCUUAAACGGAGAGACAGAAAGAAAAGACUGGAGGUGGAGGUACCCCUGAAAAUGAAAUGUGAGUCAAUGCAAAUUGUGGACAGAAAACUCAGGCAGAUCUCAAACAUGUGACACUCAACACCCCACACAUCCUCACAUCACUACUGUUUACAUGAAUGUUUACAAUGCUCAUUGACGUGAGUGUAUUUUUACAUGAAGUUGCUCUUUUUGCCUGGGUAAUAUGAUUGUUAUUACUGUGGUAAUGCAAUGCACUGCAGUUAAAUUUAAAGGUCAUAUGUCAGUAGCUUUUAUUGUUAUUAUUAAAAUGGGCACAUAACACUAUUCUACCUUUAUAAUAAGUACAACAUUACCAGACGUAUGUAUGUAUUAGGAAACCAAGGUAAAAUGUAGAUUGAGUUAUUGGCAUUGCAGUUAUAACAGCCUUAUUGUAUAGCAACGAGAGCAACUUAGUGAGGAUGACUCAGUCUAAGGUCCUGUGUAAAUAUUGUACAAAAUGUUUUAUAUCUUUAUAUAAAAAUCUUUACCUUGGCAUGAAAAGGAAAAAGACAGUUUGAGGCACAACUUACAACACGUUUACAUGAUCUGUGUUCUCUAGGCACAUACCUGCAUUACCUGUCACAAGUAGUAAUAUCACAGUAAUAAAAGUCACAGUAAUAUCACAAAAAUCUGUUGUUGGGUACGUCAAGAAUUUACAAAGGAAUUAUGUAUGCUUAUUCCAUGGAUAUAUAUUGUAGCUGAUUCUGCAAGGGUCUACAAGCUUUCUUACUCCAUUUAAUACACUGUGUUGUGACUUAAUGAUGAUAUUCAUAUAUGGGGCAGUGGUAAACCACCUGAGAACCAUUGUUCUGUUCUGCAAUGUCCCAGUGCUGUUAUAUUUGGAAAGCUCACCGUGGAUGUGUACAUCUAAUUCCAAAGUUAAACUUUACAGUCCAGUUCUGUCAGCAGUGAUGUUGUACUCAUGCAACACAUUAUGUGCAAAAUUACAAUCAAAUCAUUCUCUUUCAUGUUUCAGAGCCAUGGUUAGUGACCUUGAGGCUCCACUGUCUGUGUAGGCUUACAGUAGAGUAACCUGAUGAUGUGUAUGUAAUACCUUUCAAUGGCAUUCCAGAGUAAACAGGGGUCAUGUCUGUUCAUCAUGCUAAAUUUUGUGUCUAAAUUUUCUUCUUUGUCAUGAGACUUCACAAAACUGCUUCAGGUUACACUGCGCUUCUGUGUACAAACAGUGUGUCUGUGGGGUAAAAAAAAAAAAAAUGCUAU
Molecule: messenger RNA, 3915 nt
Organism: Myripristis murdjan (pinecone soldierfish)
Lineage: Eukaryota; Metazoa; Chordata; Actinopteri; Holocentriformes; Holocentridae
Gene: pcdh20
Product: protocadherin 20
Exons: 2
Coding region: 97-2769 (890 amino acids)
Biological process (GO): homophilic cell-cell adhesion
Cellular component (GO): plasma membrane
Molecular function (GO): calcium ion binding
Source: RefSeq, a predicted model, not a curated record